Molecule: messenger RNA, 447 nt
Organism: Scutellospora calospora
Lineage: Eukaryota; Fungi; Glomeromycota; Glomeromycetes; Diversisporales; Gigasporaceae
Source: the annotation of a GenBank genome assembly
AUGUCCACUAAUAUUGCUAAAGGGUCAUCCAUUUUCGAAGUUUGGAUGUUACGAGAAUCAGAUACAAUCCAGGCAUUAGCCAAAGCACAUGGUCAUAGAAUAGUAUUAGAACAAGUUGUUAUUACACUUCAAAAACUUAAAGGUGGUUCCCACGGGAUCAUUCACAAUCUAGGCCGUCUUUAUGCACUUAGUAUAAUUGAUUCAAAUCUUGCAUGGUAUAUUACCAACAAUCUAAUUUCAAUUGGAACUGCAUCAAAGGUAGAACCAUUGAUUCGAGAAUUAGUUGCAGAAUUGGCUCCAAUAAGUAUGAAAAUUAUUGAUACAUUGGGAGUUGAUCCACGCGUUUUAUAUGCACCUAUCGCUAAUCAAUGGGCUAGAUUUAAUGAAACCGAUAACCGCGGUGAGAUAUUAAAGGACAUGAGAGUUGGUUUGAGAGCCAAAAUUUAG